AUGGCAGAGCAACAAACGUCAACAUACAAGAUCCGCUACGCCACGGAGCGCGACGUGCCCGUGAUUUUACACUUGAUCCGCGAGCUCGCUAUCUACGAGAAAGCGCUCGACGAAGUCUUCGCCACGGAGCAGAAGCUCCGGGAGUCGCUCUCGUUCCCAGUUGACCCCAAGGACCUGGACAAGGGCUUCACAGACGGCUAUGCGAAGACGCUGUUGAUCUGUCCUGUUUCUAACAAAGAAGAUCAGAAGGAGGACGAGGAGGAGGUCGCCGGCAUGGCCCUGUACUUCCACAACUACUCGACCUGGCACGCCCGGCCGGGCAUCUACCUGGAGGACCUGUUCGUGCACCCGACGUACCGGGGCCGGGGGUACGGCACGGCGCUAAUCCGCGCCCUCGCCCGCGAAUGCCAAAGGCUCAACUGCCGCCGCCUGGAGUGGUCCGUCUUGAAGUGGAAUACCCCGAGUAUCGACUUUUACCAGGGCAGCAGCGUCGGCGCCACGAGGAUGGAGGAGUGGGUGGGCAUGAGGGUCGAGGGGGAGCGGUUGGAGCGGUUGAGCAAGAUGGUGGAGGGGAAUUAA
Messenger RNA from Fonsecaea erecta, 579 nucleotides. RefSeq lists its product as hypothetical. Bases 1 to 579 code for a protein of 192 amino acids. Lineage: Eukaryota; Fungi; Ascomycota; Eurotiomycetes; Chaetothyriales; Herpotrichiellaceae. The transcript has a single exon. The record is from RefSeq and is a predicted model, not a curated record. Gene Ontology annotation, biological process: protein acetylation. Gene Ontology annotation, molecular function: N-acetyltransferase activity.